This is a messenger RNA of Chrysochloris asiatica (Cape golden mole), 2702 nucleotides long. RefSeq names its product structure specific recognition protein 1 (gene SSRP1). Gene Ontology annotation, cellular component: nucleus; FACT complex. Bases 141 to 2270 code for a protein of 709 amino acids. NCBI's taxonomy places the organism in Eukaryota, Metazoa, Chordata, Mammalia, Afrosoricida, Chrysochloridae. The transcript is spliced from 16 exons. Gene Ontology annotation, molecular function: histone binding; DNA binding; nucleosome binding. The record is from RefSeq and is a predicted model, not a curated record.
CUUUCAUGUUGAUCUGCCCUCCGUUUGAAUGCAGAUUCUUAACCUGCUGAGUUUCCGCACUACCACCUAGGAGUUGGGGCCCAGCUCCCGGUGCCUCCGGUUUCCCCCAGUGCAGCCUUGGGCGCCUUGCCCAGGUCAGCAUGGCUGAGACGCUGGAGUUCAACGAUGUCUAUCAGGAGGUGAAAGGCUCCAUGAAUGAUGGUCGACUGAGGUUAAGCCGCCAAGGUAUCAUCUUUAAGAACAGCAAGACUGGCAAAGUAGACAACGUCCAGGCUGGGGAAUUGACAGAAGGCAUCUGGCGUCGUGUUGCUUUGGGCCAUGGACUUAAACUACUCACCAAGAAUGGCCAUGUCUACAAGUACGACGGUUUCCGAGAAUCGGAAUUUGAGAAACUCUCUGAUUUCUUCAAAACUCACUAUCGCCUUGAGUUAAUGGAGAAGGACCUGUGUGUGAAGGGCUGGAACUGGGGGACGGUGAAGUUUGGGGGGCAGCUGCUUUCUUUUGAUAUUGGUGACCAGCCAGUCUUCGAGAUACCUCUCAGCAAUGUGUCCCAGUGCACCACAGGCAAGAAUGAGGUGACACUGGAGUUCCACCAGAACGAUGAUGCUGAGGUCUCUCUCAUGGAGGUGCGCUUCUACGUGCCUCCCACCCAGGAGGAUGGUGUGGACCCUGUGGAGGCCUUUGCCCAGAAUGUGCUGUCCAAGGCUGAUGUGAUCCAGGCCACUGGAGACGCCAUUUGCAUCUUCCGAGAGCUGCAGUGUCUGACUCCCCGGGGCCGUUACGACAUUCGGAUCUACCCCACUUUUCUUCACCUGCAUGGCAAGACCUUUGACUACAAGAUCCCUUACACCACUGUACUCCGUCUCUUUUUGCUGCCCCACAAGGAUCAACGCCAGAUGUUCUUUGUGAUCAGCCUGGAUCCCCCCAUCAAGCAGGGGCAAACCCGUUAUCACUUCCUGAUUCUCCUCUUCUCCAAGGAUGAGGACAUCUCCCUGACGCUCAACAUGAAUGAGGAAGAAGUGGAGAAGCGCUUCGAGGGGAGGCUCACCAAGAACAUGUCUGGGUCCCUCUACGAGAUGGUCAGCCGUGUCAUGAAAGCGCUGGUAAACCGCAAGAUCACAGUUCCAGGCAACUUCCAAGGGCACUCAGGGGCCCAGUGCAUCACCUGCUCCUACAAGGCGAGCUCGGGGCUGCUGUACCCUCUGGAGCGUGGCUUCAUCUAUGUGCACAAGCCACCUGUGCACAUCCGCUUUGACGAGAUCUCCUUUGUCAACUUCGCCCGUGGCACCACCACCACUCGCUCCUUUGACUUUGAGAUCGAGACCAAGCAGGGCACUCAGUACACCUUCAGCAGCAUCGAGAGAGAGGAGUAUGGGAAGCUGUUUGAUUUUGUCAAUGCCAAGAAGCUCAACAUCAAAAACCGAGGCCUAAAAGAGGGCAUGAACCCAAGCUACGACGAGUACGCUGACUCGGAUGAAGACCAGCAUGAUGCUUAUCUGGAGCGGAUGAAGGAAGAGGGCAAGAUCCGGGAAGAGAAUGCCAAUGACAGCAGCGAUGACUCUGGAGAAGAAACUGAUGAGUCAUUCAACCCAGGUGAAGAGGAGGAAGACGUGGCCGAGGAGUUUGAUAGCAACGCCUCUGCUAGCUCCUCCAGCAAUGAGGGUGACAGCGAUCGCGAUGAGAAGAAGCGGAAACAGCUCAAGAAGGCCAAGAUUACCAAGGAUCGCAAGAGCCGUAAGAAGCCUGUGGAGGCGAAAAAGGGCAAAGACCCCAACGCCCCUAAGAGGCCCAUGUCUGCGUACAUGCUAUGGCUCAAUGCUAGUCGGGAAAAGAUCAAGUCGGACCACCCUGGCAUUAGCAUCACUGAUCUCUCCAAGAAAGCUGGCGAGAUCUGGAAAGGGAUGUCUAAAGAGAAGAAAGAGGAGUGGGAUCGCAAGGCCGAGGAUGCCCGGAGGGAGUAUGAGAAAGCCAUGAAAGAAUACGAAGGGGGCCGGGGAGAGUCUUCGAAGAGGGACAAGUCAAAAAAGAAGAAGAAAGUAAAGGUAAAGAUGGAAAAGAAAUCAACACCUUCGAGGGGCUCAUCGUCCAAGUCGGUGUCGAGGCAGCUAAGUGAAAGCUUCAAGAGCAAAGAGUUUGUGUCUAGUGAUGAGAGCUCGUCAGGGGAAAACAAGGGCAAGAAGAAGAGGCGGCGGAGCGAGGACUCUGAAGAAGAGGAACUAGCCAGUACACCCCCCAGCUCAGAGGACUCAGCAUCUGGAUCGGAUGAGUAGAGGGGAGGAAUUUCUCCCCACGUCUGCUCAGUUACUCCCCACCCCCCACCCCCACCCCAGUCUCCCCACCCAUGUUUUGGUACCAGUUUCUCCUCAUAUCACUUACGAUUCUGGGCCAUCUGUCUAAGCUCUCCAGGUGGUAUGCACUUCACUGGGGCCGCUGCACAGCCGUCUUUCUCUGCUGCUUCACCAGAAUGGCUCUUGUUCAUUUGGGGAGAGACUGGUUGGGAGACAGGGCAUGCGGGCUCCAGAUCCACAUCCUGCUUUCCUGACCUUGUGGAUUGCUCGGCUGCCUGUUUGACCUACUCAAGUUGCUGCAGCAGGGGACAUGUGAGGCCAGUGCGGUCACACCUCACGGGGGGCCUGUUUCUACUUUUAUUUUGUAUUCCUGAUCUGUGAAAAUCAUUUAAUAAAGGGAACUGACUUUGGAAA